This is a messenger RNA of Trichechus manatus latirostris (Florida manatee), 1883 nucleotides long. It is a transcript of the gene DDX55, whose product is annotated as DEAD-box helicase 55. The record is from RefSeq and is a predicted model, not a curated record. Bases 64 to 1863 code for a protein of 599 amino acids. The transcript is spliced from 14 exons. NCBI's taxonomy places the organism in Eukaryota, Metazoa, Chordata, Mammalia, Sirenia, Trichechidae. Gene Ontology annotation, molecular function: nucleic acid binding; ATP binding; RNA helicase activity. Gene Ontology annotation, cellular component: nucleolus.
AGUGCAUUUUGGUGGCGGAUCGGAGGCGUCCGGGUGGUGGUGGCAGUCGCGGAGGGGCCCGCCAUGGAGCACGUGACGGAGGGUUCCUGGGAGUCGCUGCCGGUGCCGCUGCACCCGCAGGUGCUGGGUGCGCUGCAGGAGCUUGGCUUCCCGUACAUGACGCCGGUGCAGUCUGCAACCAUCCCUCUGUUCAUGAAAAACAAAGACGUCGCCGCAGAAGCGGUCACAGGUAGUGGCAAAACCCUUGCUUUUGUCAUUCCCAUCCUGGAAAUUCUUCUGAGAAGGGAAGAGAAAUUAAAAAAAUGUCAGGUUGGCGCCAUAAUCAUCACGCCCACACGGGAGCUGGCUGUUCAGAUAGACGAGGUCCUGUCACACUUCACCAAGCACUUCCCUCAGUUUAGCCAGAUUCUUUGGAUUGGAGGCAGGAACCCUGGAGAAGAUGUUGAGAAGUUCAAGGCACAAGGUGGAAACAUCAUUGUGGCGACUCCAGGCCGCUUGGAGGACAUGUUCCGGAGGAAGGCCGAGGGGUUGGAUUUGGCCAGCUGUGUGAAAUCCCUGGACGUCCUGGUGUUGGAUGAAGCUGACCGACUUUUGGACAUGGGGUUUGAGGCGAGUAUAAAUACCAUUCUGGAGUUCCUGCCAAAGCAGAGGAGAACGGGCCUAUUCUCUGCCACUCAGACGCAGGAAGUGGAGAACCUGGUGCGAGCGGGCCUCCGGAAUCCCGUCCGCAUCUCGGUGAAGGAGAAGGGCGUGGCAGCCAGCAGUACCCAGAAAACGCCAUCCCGCCUGGAGAACUACUACAUGGUGUGUAAGGCAGAUGAGAAAUUUAACCAGCUGGUGCAUUUUCUUCGAAAUCAUAAGCAGGAAAAACACCUGGUCUUCUUCAGCACCUGCGCCUGUGUGGAAUACUACGGGAAGGCUCUGGAGGCCUUGGUGAAGCGUGUGACGAUACUGUGCAUUCACGGAAAGAUGAAGUACAAGCGCAACAAGAUCUUCAUGGAGUUCCGCAAAUUGCAAAACGGCAUUUUAGUGUGCACUGAUGUGAUGGCCCGCGGAAUCGAUAUUCCUGAAGUCAACUGGGUUUUGCAGUACGACCCUCCCAGCAAUGCAAGUGCCUUCGUGCAUCGCUGCGGCCGCACUGCCCGCAUUGGCCAUGGAGGCAGCGCACUGGUGUUCCUCCUUCCCAUGGAAGAGUCCUACGUCAAAUUCCUUGCAAUUAACCAAAAGUGCCCCCUGCAGGAGAUGAGGCUGCAGAAAAACACAGCGGACCUUCUUCCAGAGCUGAAGGCCAUGGCCCUGGCUGACAGAGCUGUGUUUGAAAAGGGGAUGAAAGCUUUUGUGUCGUACGUCCAGGCCUACGUGAAGCACGAGUGCAACCUCAUCUUCAGGCUCAAAGAUCUGGAUUUUGCUAGUCUUGCUCGAGGUUUUGCCCUGCUGAAGAUGCCCAAGAUGCCAGAGCUGAAAGGGAAGCAGUUUCCAGAUUUUGUGCCUGUGGAUGUUAAUACAGACACGAUUCCAUUUAAAGACAAAGUCAGAGAAAAGCAGAGGCAGAAGGUACUGGAGCAAAAAAGAAAAGAGAGAACAGAAAACGAAGGGAGAAGAAAGUUCAUAAAAAACAAAGCUUGGUCCAAGCAGAAGGCCAAAAGGGAAAAGAAGAAAAAAAUGAAUGAAAAAAGGAAAAGGGAAGAGGGUUCUGAUAUCGAAGAUGAGGACAUGGAGGAACUUCUUAAUGAUACAAGACUCUUAAAAAAGUUUAAAAAGGGCAAAAUCACUGAAGAAGAAUUUGAGAAGGGUUUGUUGACAAGUGGCAGAAGGACAAUCAAGACAGAUUUCAGGAUCUCAGAUUUGGAAAAUGACUGCUGAUCCUAGCGUCUCUGGUGUAC